Messenger RNA from Soboliphyme baturini, 624 nucleotides. Lineage: Eukaryota; Metazoa; Nematoda; Enoplea; Dioctophymatida; Soboliphymatidae. The record is from the annotation of a GenBank genome assembly.
AUGGCAUUUACCGAUCGCAUUGGUAAGGAAAAGAGUCGCCAGGGUCAGUGCAUCAGUGAUUCAGAAACCGAUCAGGACCAUCAGAGGAGACCGGGCUGCUUGAAGCCUUGCAAUUCUAAGAGUGCUUGGAAACCGAAACCGUGCCUUCAGCUGAAUUCAGGAGGUUCCAGUUCAUCGGCCUCAUCGGUCGAUCUGCCGUCAACGUGUACGUUUGGCGACUCAUCGAAUACGCCGGUUCUACCGUCUGCGCUGAAGCACCCAAAGGACGAGACGAAGUCCAGUCACGUUAUGGCUGACGGUCGUAUGUCCAGACUGAAUCGCCGCCAUUCGGACUGCGGCGGCAAGCGACUAUGUUACGAAAGCGCCACCGAUGUUUGCACGAACGCCACUGUUGAAGUACACGGCUGCAACAGCGGUGAGAAGAUCAUCCUGGUAGUCGAUGAAACGCGCUUCAUCGUCGAUGACUCGGUGCUUAAAUCAAAGCUGAACACCAUGCUUGGCAGGAUGUUUGGAAGCUCAAGAGAUCACAACCUCGUUCACCCAAAUGAACGUGGAGAAUACGUGGUUGCAGAAGGAAUUACAGCAAGUUGCUUUCGUGCCAUUCUGGAGCUGAACCUCUUCUGA